Messenger RNA from Lobosporangium transversale, 3807 nucleotides. RefSeq lists its product as hypothetical. The transcript is spliced from 4 exons. NCBI's taxonomy places the organism in Eukaryota, Fungi, Mortierellomycota, Mortierellomycetes, Mortierellales, Mortierellaceae. The record is from RefSeq and is a predicted model, not a curated record. Bases 166 to 3768 code for a protein of 1200 amino acids.
CUUUCUCAUUUCAUUUUCUCAUUCAUUCGUAACAGACACACCGUGCAUCCAACAGAACAUUGGACCUGCAGAUCUCGCUUCUCAUUCUAAAGCUUCCAUGCAUAUACCCUUACAUUCUUACUCUCAUUUCUCUUCUGCAUCACAACCCUCAAAACUCAUUCAACCAUGCAUUCUAUACCCUCCUCCACCGACAUUGUAAUAGUUGGCAAUGGCCCUGCAGGCAUUGUGUUGUCCUUGUUACUUAGCGGAUACCAGCCAUACUACCACGCUGAACCAUUUAUGCCUCAUCCAGACCCGAUUCUUCAUGGAAUGCUGGCUUCUUCGGCUCUUACAGGAUCAAAACCGAGAUCACUGUUGCAUCAGGACUUGGCUCAGCUCACAAAGCAUAUCCAACAUCAGCUGGCCGAGGCUGGACGUGAUGCUAAUCCGAUCAGCGCCAUGUUUGAUUCUUUGGCACAUCCAAAUUUAGAUACUCAUCGAGGCGAAUACCCAUCAUUCCUUGAGUGGAAACAUCCUAGCAUGAAUAACGACAACAAUAGCAACAGCUCUAUAUCACUAAACACAACUACAGCAAGAUCACACGUGGUAUUGGGUCGUGGAGAUGUAGGUGGCAUCUGGGCCGAUAUGGAUCAUGAUCAUAAUCAGACACUUAGCUACUAUGAACACAUGGAACUGCCAGUUUAUUCCUUUUCAGAGUUUUUGCGUGAUCAUCCAGAACAUGAACAGAACAUUGAGCGACCACUGCGAUCAACAGUGUCUGCAUACUACAAGGCCUAUGUCAAGAAGGUCCCGGGAAUCGAAGCCAACUUUUCAAACUUUACGACCAUCACAGAGAUAUAUCACCUCAAAGAUCUAUAUCGUCAUUGUUGUUGCUUCAUGGAGUCUCAACGGGCUAAGGGCCGACAUUACAAGACCUAUAACCCUAGUCGACAGAAAAGAGCAAUGUCAACAUCAAUAUCUGGCUCAUCAGACGAUCCAUGUCAAACUUGUGCAGGAUAUCGCUAUGUAAUUCUAGGAUACGUCAAAUCCAAUGAAACAGAAAUCCCCAGUGGAGCACCAUCAUCACUAUCGCCAUCAACAACAUCAACAACAAGAACAAAAGCCCAUGGGAAAAGAGUAAGCUUCUUAAUCCGAUCAAAGACUGUUAUUUUGGCAACAGGGACAUUCGAUAAGCCCAAGAAACUACCAGCUGUAGACACCCAUCUUUGUACGCCUCAAUAUAACCCAACAGGGACCAUCCAACAGACAUUUCAUGAUACUCGACAGCUUGAGGAGUGGAUGCUUCGCAACAAUAGCAAUAUCAUAGCAUCGGCCUCUAUUAGCACUCUUAGUUGCAAGACAAUCAUAAUGAACAAUGGGUCCUCUGCUGAAGUCUCGCCACCACUUUCACCAUCACCCAAUUCCUUAGAGUUCCCAUCCUCAACAACAAUAUCCACAGCGGACUCAUCGGAAACAGCGACCAUACCCAUAGCGGAGACGAUAAAGAAACCUACACAAACAUCCUUGCAACGACCGGUUGUGAUUGUCGGGACAGGUUUAUCAGCUGCAGAUGCAAUUCUACUUAUUCGAGAGAAGCAGCCUUGGCGUCGGAUCAUCCACAUCUAUAAACACUACACUGCAUCUGAGCCCUCUCCUUUAAAGCGCUGCCAUCGCGAUGUAUACCCAGAAUAUGCGUCUGUUUGGGUCCGCAUGAGGAAAUCGGCUACUCUCAAGAACUCUGUACAACCUAAUCUGACAUCUCAUAUCAAAGAUGGUAAUGGAAAUGUAAGCUGCGGUUUAUUUGCAACAAAUUCAUCAGCCGAUAUCUGUGCGGAAUGCCAAGUACAAGCGUCACAGAGGCAGAGCAAACCCGAUUGUCCAAUCUAUAUUUCUACUUCCGUAACAUCGCCGCCCCCGCUAUGUUUUGAAUGUGCCUACAAAGGUCUUCCAGAUGCAUCCAUAUCUAGUUUUGAUCCCAUUUCAGAAGAAAUAACCAUAAUUUUGAAUCACGGUGGAGUCAUCAAGGAUCAUGUGGCCGCAGUGGGCGUUUUUAUCGGAAAAGAAGUCCAUAUGGGAUUCUUGAAAGGCUCCCUUGCACAAGAGAUGCUUUCCACAGCGGACCAUCCUAGUGGCUUGAUGAUGGCAAGUCAGCAUGGUGAUCUGUCAAGGGGAAGGCGGGGUAACAAUAAUGGGCUUCAUGGUAGAGCAAUGAGAAGAAGAGGAAGGAGAGGUCGGGUCUCAUCAGGUCAUUCAAGUGAUGAAACCUUGGAUAUUCCAACACCACCAUGCACGCCACCGAGAUCCCCAGUGCUGAGAGCCGUCACUCUGAAAGGAAGGUCAUUCUGGCGGCAACAAGUUCUUCCAGCAGCAGCAGCAGCAGCAGCAGCAGCAGUGCAGGGUCUUGGAUUCAAAUGUCCAUCUGUCCUAGAAACAAAAGAGACAGAACCCGCAGAAGACAUAGACACAAAAGCUAUUAACAUAAAUGGUAGGAUGGGCGAGGUGGUGGACGAGAACGAGACAAAUAGAGAGCAAGACAGGACUGAGAUGAGUAGUGAUUCAGUCAGUAGUAGCGACAGUGAGGAUGAUGAUAAACAGGUUGAUGAAGGUCAAGUGUUGACACUUUUGAGACCACUGGUAUCAGACAUGUACAGUUUCAGAAUCAUCUCUACUGGCGUCCUUUAUGCAGCAAUGGAUCGAUCUUCAUCCACCGUAGAUAUCUCCAUCCCCAGUACCGCUGUUAGCGCCGCUGAUGGAUCUCCUACUACCACCGCUCUGCCAGCAUUCCCUGUGAAAGCGAAGCGAUGUACUCGCCUUCCAUGUUAUCCAAUCCGCCAACCGACAGCUUCUUCUGUCAACAACUCCACGAAUUAUCAUGAAAACAUCAAAGUUAGCGACAACGACAAGGACUCGAGAAGUUUUGAAGAGACAAUAGCAACUGCACAGACCAAAACCGCCACUACUGCUAGGCAAGAGCGACAAAUGACACCUAUUAAAGCCAAUAGUAUGGUGACAGCAGUUACCACUACCAAACCCACCUCUUGCAUAUCGAUGCCUUCUUCCCCAUUGCUUGGAUAUCGAAUCAUAUGCCCAGAUCUCUUGACUCCUCCACCGCUGACUCUUGGUUCUGCAUAUGUGUCCGCAGUCUCUUCGCCUCUGCCACAGGCAAUCCCGUCGAUGAUCAUGUCUACUGAAUCCACUCCCUUGCCAUUACCUGAUGGUGGUGAUGAUAAUAUUAGCAGAAGGGAAUCGUCUACAGAUAUGUCGUCAUCUUCAUCGUCUUCGCCCUCCUCACCCUCGUCAUCGUUAAUAUCGUCCAUGCCACAGUCAGCAUCAUCUUCAACUACAUCAUUAGUAUCCAUGGUACCAGGUCUUAAAAGUUCGACUAUUUUGGGUGGUGCUACUGUAUCUACUAUUGCUGCCACACAGGCAGUUCCAAGCAUUAUAAAUUGUCACUGUGUUGGUACUGAUGCUGAUGAUGGCUCAAGGGCAAGAGCCUGUGACUGUUGCGAUGUACAGACGUUGCAAAAGACUCCUAUUGUUGUUACUUCUUCAACUCCCGCUACUUUUGCUGCAAAGAUGAUGGAGGUGGAUAAAAUAUCUGUAUCAGCACCAGCGCUCGAAAGAGAAGAUGAACAUACAGUCGCUUCAAGGGCAUCCUUGCCAAAGCUGAUGCCACUGGUUGAUCAAUCCAUUUAUGCAGCAGGAGCUAUUACAGGGUCUAAAUUUGUACGCUACGUGCUAGGAAAUGGAGUCGCUAUUAUAGCGGAUAUUCUCAAGAGCGAGGCGUAAAGAAUAAAAAGAAAAAUAGACUAGAGCAAAGGAUUCGAC